Molecule: messenger RNA, 1959 nt
Organism: Lentinula edodes (shiitake mushroom)
Lineage: Eukaryota; Fungi; Basidiomycota; Agaricomycetes; Agaricales; Omphalotaceae
Exons: 7
Coding region: 151-1854 (567 amino acids)
Molecular function (GO): actin binding
Source: RefSeq, a predicted model, not a curated record
UCAUGGCAGUUGCGAUCGAAACAACUUUCACUUAUACGACCUUCAUGAUCAUCCUACAGUCUAUCCCAUCUACUACUCUCCCUUAACCGGCCUCUCAAUCCCUGAACAUCUAGGUACUGUGAACUUUCGUGAAACAGAAAAUCAAUAAGGAUGACCGCCGUGAAUAUAACCGAUGUCGAUGCCGUAUUGGCUAUCUACAAUUCUCUUGUCGAGCUACACUUAAACUGGUUGCUACUGAAAUACGACGAUAAUUCCGAUGAAUUUUACCUCCAUGCUUCUGGUUCCAAAGGCCUUCCUGAACUGAAACAGUCAUUCGAGGAGAGUUCUACUGUACAUAUCGCCUUCUAUAAUGAGGAAUCAUCACAAGUACAAUCGAGGCCUGGAUUUGCCUUGAUCAAUUACAUUCCAUCCUCAAUAUCAGGUAUCAGACGAGCUCGUGCUCUUGUGCAAUCGCGGCGUAUUGGAGCUCUGUUCGUCAAGACUGAAUAUGCCACAUUAACAAUUGACCAUCUUUCUAACCUCACUCCAUCUGCGAUACACCAGGCUGUCCUUCAUCCUGACGGUAUUCAUAAUAUCCGCAUCGAACGUUCAGCAUCAUCUCCAGAGCCAGUUGACCCACAAUCCACAUUAGAAUCGAUGAUUUUCCCUAUUCGGCGCUCCUUCACAGAAAACCGUGAUCCUUCUGUGAUACCAUUAAAUUAUUCUACUCCACCAAAGUCUCAAAGUCUCUUCUCCAGCAUUCUGCGUCGCAAACGCGCUACUCCCAGCACCGACGUUCCGUGGGAUAGCGAUGAAGACGUAGCACCUCCCACUCCACCCAAAGACAAUAACAGUGUUUCCAGAUCCAACUUUACAUAUACCCCCGGCGCACGACUGAGAAGCAUACCCAACUCGGAUCUUAGGAAGAGUCUUGCGGAAUUUGCAUUCAUAUCGCAUCCCAUACCCUCAUCUGACGACGAAGUCAUCGUUGAACAUCCUAAUCCUCCUCCUAAAACAUUGCAACCGCUUUCUUCAAACAAGCCUGACGGCGCUCUGUUCUCUAUCCCGCUUGACCGUAAAUGGGUGCAUGAUACUGUAUACAUCUCAGACCCCGAGGAACGUGCGCGGAGGCGAAAACUUGUUCAACAGCAGCGUGCACUAGAGGAGCAGCAGGCUUUACAGCAAGAGGCCGAACGCCAAGCACGAAUAAAGGAGGAGAAGGAGGAGCUUAAACGUCAGGAAGAGGAGGAAGAAGCUUGGAGAAAAUCCAUGCUCGAGCAGGAGCUGCAAGAAAUCAAAGCCCGACGGCGCGCGCGGGAGCAGAGAGAACAGGAAGAGGACGCAAGAAAAAAGCGGGAAAUUGAGGCGAGGAAAGAGAUGGAUAGGAAACGGAGGAUGGAAGAACAUGAAAAGUUAGAGGAAUGGCGUCAGCAAAUGGCCUGGGAGGUAGAGGCAGAGAAAAUGAAAGAAGAGGAUGAUAGGAGAAGAGCGGAUGCUGAGAGGAAGACCAAGGUCCAGAAUAUGGUCAAAGAAGUGAAAAUGGAACUGAGGUCGAGUGGGUGGACAACGGCGUGGGCGACUCUACAAACGGGUGACUCCCUUGUGUGGCGGAGACGGUACCUCAAGCUCGUUGGGAGCAAGAUCUUUAUAUAUCGAAGUCCAAAAGACAUGAACCAAACUCUCGACGAGGUGGAACUCCGAGGACAGAUCGUUGGUCUCCGCGAGCCGAAUGAAGGAUUCGAGGAGCUGAAGGCUAUCAAACACUCUUUCGCAAUUGUGUUUAAGGACGGACGGGAUCCUUGGGCUGUCUUUGGUGAUACAGAGGAAGAGAAGAUUAAGAUGUUGGGAAUGCUUCAAUAUGCAGCAGGCCUGUAACUUGAAGAGACCCUAGUAUACCCAUCUACUUGUACUCAUAAGUACUACUGUAUACCCUGUUUCAGUGUGCAUUAAGUUAAUGGAUUCGGACAGAUUUUAAUAGAG